AUGGAGCCUUCCCCCUUCAACAGAAGACAAUGGACCUCUCAGUCUUUGAAAAUCACUGCCAAAGAGCUUUCUCUAGUCAACAAGAACAAGUCCUCAGCUCUCAUGGAGAGGUUCUCCAAGUAUCAGAAAGCAGCUGAAGAGGCCACUGCUGAGAAGAGAAGGACUAACGCCGAAGGUCUCCCCCCUCACCUCAAGCGGGGCACCCUCAGCCUGCUGAAGAAGAAGUGGGAGACCCCAGCCCCGGCGGCCGAGCCUCGCAAGGAACCUCUGCGGAGCGGCGGUGCCGAGCUUAGGCACAAGGUCGGUGGCCCCGGGCUCGCAGUGGGGAGCAGCUCAGCUCCUUCCCCAGCUUCCGAGCGGCCCCCGGGGGCUGGCGAAGCACCCGACGCCCAGGUCCCUCCUGCGGGCACCUCUGGCCAGCUGCAGGCUCCUGCUGCUGACGGCAGAAAACUCAGGAGCCGCUCACCGGAGAGUGGGAAAAUGGAAAACUGCCUGAGAGAGGCCAGGGACGUGGAAAAGGCUGAAGGCAGCGAGAGCUCCGAGUCCUCGGGGAAGAUCGAGAAGUACAACGUGCCGCUGAACAAGCUCAAGAUGAUGUUUGAGAAGGGAGAAGCGGCUCAGAGCAAGGUGCUGGUGGGGUCUUGUCUCCAGCAGGUCCCUAGAGACCAGAGGAAGACAGCAGUGGGGAGGAGGAUCUCUGAAAACAGCCUCUCCUCAGAGGACUUUGAUGUGGGUCAAGGAGAGAAGAGCCAUGGCACAUCAGGGCACCUUGUGGAGAGCAGCCCAGAGAAGGCAGAGGCCAAGAAGAGCCUGGAGCUGCCUCGUCUGACAGAGACCUCAAUAAAGGACAGGUUGGCCAAGUACCAGGCAGCUGUGUCCAAGCAGGGCACCUCCCCAGGCCUCACUGCCAUGAGUGAGAUUCAAGCCAGAGAGAGUGAACUGGAGAAUUACAAAUGUGAGCAGAAGGAGAAUAUGCCACCAAGUCUUGAGGACUCCAUUUCCUGGCAGGAUGGGGAGAAGGGCUCUGUAGGUGACACCAGUUUGGCUUCCCACUCUGCUCUUCUGGAGGAUGACAAUGUUGGACAAAGCCUGGAGAGCCAGGCAGAAGCUCAGAAGCCUGUCAGCAUGAAGCAGCAGAGCUGUGGCUCUAAACCAGCUGGCCAGCCAGAUGCAGCUCAGCCAAAAGUAGUGAAGAAGUUCCAGCUGCCAAUGAAGGAAACCUGUGUUGGGUGUCAGAAGACUGUGUACCCCAUGGAGAGGCUCCUUGCCAACCAGCAGGUCUUCCACAUCAGCUGCUUCCGCUGCUCCUACUGCAACAGCAAGCUCAGUCUGGGCACCUAUGCAUCCCUGCGGGGGAACAUCUACUGCAAGCCUCACUUCAAUCAGCUCUUCAAAUCUAAAGGCAACUACGAUGAAGGCUUUGGGCACAAACAGCACAAGGAAUUGUGGGCAGGCAAAAGUGAAGGGGAGGAAUCCCCAGAGAAAACCAUCCCUGGUGUGAAUGCAACAGAAAGCCCCCAGAGCCCAGGAGUAGAGGAUGCCCCAAUUGCAAAAGUAGGAGUCCUGGCAGCAAGUAUGGAAGCAAAAGCUUUGGCUGUGCCUGAAAGGGAAGAGAGACCAGCAGAGACCAAAAAGCUCAGGAUCGCCUGGCCCCCUCCCUCUGACCAAAGUGUUCAAGGAAGUGCCCUAGAUGAGGGCAUCAAAGUACUCAAACCCAAGUGGCCCCCAGAGGAAGAGAAUUCCAAGCCAGACGUGCUGGAGGAGGUGGAUCUGGAUCUGAAGAAGCUGAGGAGAUCUUCCUCGCUGAAGGAGCGGAGUCGUCCCUUCACCGUCGCAGCCUCCUUUAGAACCCUGUCUGUGAAGGGCCACAGAGCAGAGAAUUCCUCCUCCCCUUCCAAGGCAGAGAGAGAGAUGCUGAGAAGAAGUGAGGAGCUGGAGAGGGAGGCUGUGGUAGACAAAAAGUCAAAGAAGGCUGAGAAUAGGAACAUCCAGAGUGCUGAAGAAAGGAAGGUGGAGGAGGAACAGGAAUUGUCUGGCAUCAAAAGGGAGCAGAACUUGGUAGAAAAUGGCCAGGUGAGCACAGAGACAGAUGAGGAAGAGCCUGGCAGGGAAGAGCAGGAAAUUCCAAAGGAAGAAUUCCUUGAACCAAAUUUUCCUACACAUCCCAGCCUGGCCAAUGUGACUGCUAAGGAAUCGUCCCUGAACCAGAACCGCAAAUCCCAAGAUGUUGGUUUCUGGGAAGGGGAAGAUGUGGAGGAUCUGUCUGUGGAAGACCAGAUCAAAAGGAAUCGUUACUAUGAGGAUGAGGAUGAUGAUGAUGAAGAAUAAAUUGGCCUUUUAGAAAACUGCUGCCAGGUGCUGGGCCUUUUAAAUUGGUGUUUUUAGCUUUAACAAGCAGCUCCUCCACCAG
Indicator indicator is the source of this 2410-nucleotide messenger RNA. It is a transcript of the gene LIMA1, whose product is annotated as LIM domain and actin binding 1. Gene Ontology annotation, molecular function: actin filament binding. Gene Ontology annotation, biological process: actin filament bundle assembly. NCBI's taxonomy places the organism in Eukaryota, Metazoa, Chordata, Aves, Piciformes, Indicatoridae. The transcript has 10 exons. The record is from RefSeq and is a predicted model, not a curated record. The coding region runs from base 1 to 2328 and encodes 775 amino acids. Gene Ontology annotation, cellular component: plasma membrane; actin cytoskeleton.